This is a messenger RNA of Heterobilharzia americana, 531 nucleotides long. Lineage: Eukaryota; Metazoa; Platyhelminthes; Trematoda; Strigeidida; Schistosomatidae. The record is from the annotation of a GenBank genome assembly.
AUGUAUUACAAUUCAGCAUCUCCAGUAAACCAUUCAGAUACACUACACUCUUUGAAAAUACUCCUUUUUAAUCUCAGUAAUUCUUCACUAAUGUCUACACCACCAGCUAAUCUACUAGUUAUGCACAGAAGACAAUUCAAUGAAAGGAUAUCUUUUAUGCCAUUACAGUUAUGCCCUCAGGGACUAUCAACAAGUUCACUACAACUAACAACGACCUCAUCCUUUAUAUCGACUUAUCCAACAGAUGCUGUAACACUGUCUAGGCCACAACGUAUUAAAUCGAUACGUCGUAAAUUUUUCAUCUCUGAAAGUGCUAAUAUUCAAGAAAUUUUAACUGAUCCAGAUGACCAGCUCAUUAAGGCUAUCUGUGAACGUUACAAAUAUGAUAUAGAAAUCUAUUCUAGACUUCCAUGGUGUGGAUUUUUACAAUAUAUUAUCAUACUAUCCGCAUGUGAUAUAUGUACACUGAGACGAUGUGCACGUACUUUAGAUUCCAGACUUAAUUGGUGCUUGACAGCACAAUUACGAUAG